UAAGCGCCGCAGCGUUAUUGCGCGAAAAGCUCCGCAAAUACGGAGCUUUCGUACGGGAAAAGGAAGGGUAAGUAUCGCUCCCCACCUAAGCGACCUCCCGCUCAUUCGCUGACUAGCGCGCGCGGCGAGCGCACGUCUCCGCUCCGCGUACUCAUUCCCGCGCACGAUCGCGAAAAACUUUUACCAGUGCCGUGACAACGCUGAAAAUGAACAUUUUGUGCCGUGAUUUUCAUUGAAACUAGUGCCGGACUAAUCUACCGUAAGAGUGUUCUGAAGAGGCUAAUUACGAGUGCUAGACUAAUUGGCCCGGCCGGCGUUUCAUGAAGUGCGAGAGGCGAACGCCGCAACAGGCGAGCGGCAGUCCCGGGCUGGGCGUGCAGAUGCUCGCCAUGGAGGUGAGCAAGGAAGCGCGCGCGUCGCCGCUGCCUGCGCCCGCGCAGACGCCCACCAACGGCCAGACGCAGCCGCCGCAGCCGCAGAUAUGUGCUGGCUGCAGCAAGGUGAUCACUGAGCGCUACCUGCUGAAGGCCCUGGACCAGCUGUGGCACGAGGACUGCCUCAAGUGCGGCUGCUGCGACUGCCGGCUCGGGGAGGUCGGCCACACGCUCUACACGCGCGCCAACCUCAUACUCUGCAAGAGGGAUUAUUUGAGGCUUUUCGGCAACACAGGCUACUGCGCGGCGUGCAACAAAGUGAUUCCGGCAUUCGAGAUGGUGAUGCGGGCGCGAAGCAACGUCUAUCAUCUCGAGUGCUUUGCUUGUCAGCAGUGCAACCAUAGGUUCUGCGUCGGCGACCGGUUCUAUUUAUGCGAGAACAAGAUUCUCUGCGAGUAUGACUACGAGGAGCGCCUGGUGUUCGCCAACAUGGCCUACAACCCGCCGCCGCUGGCGCAUCUCAAGCGGCAGACCACGCACCUCCCGCCGCCACCGCAGACAAGCAACGCAAUGGGGCUGAUGAACGGCUCGUCCCGCUCCGGGGACCUGAACAACAAUAUGUCAGGGUCCUCUCCUGCCCCUUUUUCGGCGCCUCCACACCUCAAGCCCCUCGGUCUGUCGGCGCCAAGCUGAGAUUAUCGCGCGUGAGACGCGGCCCACCCGUACGCUAAGUACCAAAACUAAGUGACUGUUGCGGACUAGUUCGGACUAUCACGUGAUUACAAUUGGACUAAAGACUUUAUGGUGACCAGAAAAAUUGCACGUGUGGAUAUUAAAACUUCUAAUAUUGAAAAAAAAAAGUGCGAAGGACAUAUUAUGAACUGAUGUGGAACUUAAAAUCAAUGUUACAAUAUGCAAUCAAUUUAUGCAAUGACCUAAAUUGUAGGUAGAAAAUUCUUUCUUAAGGUAAAGUUGUACAUACAUACCCGUGGUAGUACUUUCUGACACCAAGCUGAUCUUAUUACUGAUUGGGGUACCUACCAAUGCAUAUUCGAUGUAUCAAUGUAAUUAAAAACAAAGCAUAUGCCAAAUUGUAGGUAAAAGCGUCACUGUUUCGUAACCUAAUAGAAUCAUAAAAUGGAUUUGUAAGUAUUUUAAUCUAUUCUGAACAUGACAGUAGUUUAAUUUUUUUUGUUAUUCUGGUAGUUUUUCUAGGUAACUAGUUUCCUUCUAUUUGAUUUUUGCAAAUUAUUUUAACAUGGGUUAUUAUAAUUAUUUAAACUAUUACUAUAUACUUCACAUACUAAAAUAUACUUUAAGUACUAGUUAUGACUACGAGGACCGCCUUGUGUUAUUAAUUGUAUAUUGAUACGUCAAUCAAAAUAGAGAUAAUAAUAUUAUAUUUUUUCUUUUCAUUAAUUUGAUCUCAUACAUGCACCGCUAGUGUAGUUUUAAGCCAUUACUUUGAAAACAAUGAAAACAUCUAUUAUUUUAGAUUUCUCUCAAAUAUUAUGUUCAGGAUAAUUUUGAUUAAUACUGUGUCAAUGUUCCUCUUAUAAGCUAACGUUAAAAACAAGCUAUACUUACCCAUUGUUGCUUUGAUAAUGAAAACUUGGCAUAGUACACACGGCUAAUCUUUAUUACUCAUCAUCAUUCGCUUGCCCUUGUCCCAUUCACUUGUGGUCGGCGCAGCAUGUCUUUUUCUUCCAUACCUCUCUGUCACCCGUCAUCUCAUCAUUCACUUGCGUUAGUUUCAUAUCAUCUUUCACACAGUCCAUCCACCUUUUCCUCGGUUUUCCUCUCCUCGUACCACCCUCCACAUUCAUUCUUAAUACCUUUCUCGUCACAUGACCAAUAAUCUAAUCUUUAUUACUUUAAAUAAUACAAAUAAAGUGAACAAGCCAGCUGUCGAUGUCGACCAGCCCCUUGAACAUUCUGUACCACCUUUUUAGAUUAAUACUCUAACGUCGAUAUUUUAAAAUGUUUUGAAGACUGUGAAAUGAAGGAGAAUCAAAUAAAUGUCUGUAUAGUUAUUGUGUCAAAUUGUAUGUACAUAUUCUAGGUACUUAACACAAUCUCUUUGUUAACAUGUAAGUACCGUUUAAUGUGCCAACUUUGCUCCCCAAUACGUAAUUGUGUUUCAACAGUUUUUAUAUGUAUAUGUAAACAUCACAACCUCAUUUAAGUGUUACAUGAUAGUACUUAGUGAUGGUCUACGUUAAAAAGGCAAAUAUAUCAACAUACCUACCACAAUAUAAUAAUUUUAAAAUUUAAAUAAAAUUUCGAAUAGAGCAAAUUUUGGAGUAAAGUAGGCACAUUUUAGGGUUACCUUUAGUGCCAUAUAAGCAAAAUCCCAAAUUAAACUUACGUUAGCGAUCAAAAUAAUUAAGUUUGUCUUUUAAAAAAUAUGAAUGUUUGUUUAAUUCAACUAAGAACAGUUCAAUAAUUAAAUUAAUAUUCAUAGAUCGAGGAAUCUCAUGGCUAAGCCGAAAAUUUUAGUUUUUUAAAAUGCUUUGUUAUUUCGUUUUGUACCUAUAUUGUAUAUUAAAUGUUAAGUUUACUAUCUUUACUAUGAACAUUGUUAAAAUGUUUGUAUUAUUUAUGUACAUAAAGUAUUAUUGUAAGUAGACUAUUGUACUGUAAUAAAGUGAUCAUUAUUAAUGAAUUAAAUAGAAAAAUGUCAAAUAUGUGUAAAAUAAAAUAAUAUGUCUAGUUCAAACAAAAAUAGUUUCUUUAGUAGGUAAUCUGUUUAGGGAUAAACCGCAAAUAUUCACAUUCAUUCUUGUUUACCUGUUUCUAUGGCAAUCAGUUAUUCUCAAUCUCAAAUUGUCAGGGAAUAUUUGGAGUAGAUCCACAGCCUAUGGUACCCAUACCUAUCUACGGUAGUGUGCAGGUUGUGUUCAUCUUAUAUGCUCUUAGAGAGACCCCCACACUAGCGAGACUAGACUCUCCCAAGCGUGACGCGUGUAGUCAACUCUAUGGUUCCUGCUUCGACGCAACGUUGGAGCAACUACGCAGCGACGCUAUUUUCCAUAGCGCUCACUAGACGCCGACGCUGAUGACUAACGGCCCGGCCACGACAUCGCGCGCCGGCGGCAGCGGCGAGCGGCGGCCAUAGGUUGGAGCAAGAUAAAGCGAUCGGACCUUUCGUUCCCACCUAUGGCCGCCGCGCAAUGUCGUGGCCGGGCCGUAAUGCUGGGUGGCCCUUAUUAAGAAAAUGUGAAUAAGCGCGGUGUACCCUAUGUCCAAUUUUUAUUAUUUCUGCAUUUAUUGUAGUAAGUUUCAUGCAUUCCUACUUGAGAUGUUGCACUGAGAAAUUGUGUCGUGUACACAUUUUGUUCAAUAUCAAGUGUCUCAGGUUUAUGUAACCAAUGAUACGACCAAAGAUG
Cydia strobilella is the source of this 3763-nucleotide messenger RNA. It is a transcript of the gene Bx, whose product is annotated as LIM domain only protein 3. Gene Ontology annotation, cellular component: nucleus. Gene Ontology annotation, molecular function: DNA-binding transcription factor binding; transcription coactivator activity. Bases 321 to 1067 code for a protein of 248 amino acids. The transcript is spliced from 6 exons. The record is from RefSeq and is a predicted model, not a curated record. NCBI's taxonomy places the organism in Eukaryota, Metazoa, Arthropoda, Insecta, Lepidoptera, Tortricidae. Gene Ontology annotation, biological process: positive regulation of transcription by RNA polymerase II.